GCAACCUUCAAUUCCCACCAGCAUCACGCGACCGAAAACCGAAAGGCGCCAAUCAUCAAGUCACCCAAGACGAUCGUUCAACCCGCACCGACGGUUCAUACGAUCCGCGACCGAAACAGAAACCAGCAGCAGCCUCGCCAAACACUUGGCAACAUAAAAAACCACACGCAACCAUGGGCCGCCGCUCGUACUACGACACGGACGAGGAGCGCCUGCCCGAGGGCAUGACGAGGAUCGGCUACGACGCCGACACCGAGACCUACACCUUCCGCGACGCCGACGGCAGCAUCUGGGAGUCGGCCCCGGGCAGCCGCUACGGCAACCUGACCAAGAUCUCGGAGGGCUCGGCCUCGGCGCGACGCGCCGAGCCGCCCACCACCGGCCGCGGCAAGGGCGGCAGCGACGGCCAGCGUGCCUACAACGACGACGAAGAUGAUGACGACGACCACGGCGAGGACGACCACGCCCCCUUCCUGGCCCCGCCGGCCUACAGCGCGUCGGCCGCGGCCGCGACGCUGUCGACGCGCGGCGGCAGCGACGACGCCCUGCCCAUGCCGUCUGCGGCCGAGGCGCGGUACCGGGACUGGCGCAAGCGGUCGUGGCGCGCCGACCUGAUGCCGCUGCUGCAGUUCUUCCUCAUCAGCUCGCUCUUCCUCGUCGGCAUCUUCUGGAUGGUCGGCGGCUUCUCGGGCGGGUCGUCGUCAUCACCACCGUCCGAAAACCCCGAGCCCCAGAUGCCGCCGCGCCCGUCGACCAAGCCCGCGGCCCCGGCCGGCUGCCCCGACGGCUGGGCCACGAGCGUCGUGUACAGGGGCCAGACGUGCUACAUGAUCGCAAAGAUGCACAACAUCGACCUCGACGAGCUGCUGAGCGUCAACAAGGGCGUCAACUGCGACCUGCUCCAGGUCGGCGAAAUGAUCUGCGUGCCCAAGGCCGAAUGAGGUCGCCGCCGCUUCCGGCCUACUUUGCGGCAACUUGCUUGCUGUAUUUUAUCAAUGACAUCUCGCCGUCUGCACUUUUGGGCACUCCGAAUCGCCCGACAAUUCUUGGCAUUUUAAAUGAUAUGUCGAGGCGCUUGGGCCUCCUCGCUUUCCUUCGUCGCAAGGUUGUCGUCUCUUGUAUUGAGUUUCUUGCCUCCCUUUCCUUGUGUUUUGUGGUCUCUCUUUUGUUUAAUCAAUAUAUCGAAGGACAGGUACAUGAAGCUCCUCGGCAGUCGACUGUGUCCGCCCACUGUGCUAGACGGGGGUAUAAGAUGGCCCACGCCCUUGCCUCAACAACGAUUGUGCAGGCAAGAUUGAACUGCCAGGCGCUUCACUUUUCUUUUGUAUUGGGUAUUGGGAUGAGUAUAUCACAUUUGGUCACCACUCUCUUAGGAUGGAGCAAAAACAAUGUUUUAUGGUAAUCUCGAUGGCAACAGUCCUCUCACUUUCAGAAUAUGAGGCUCAACUGAGCCAUGCCAUUUGAUGUCGCCUUGGACUUUACCCCCUGCAUUUAAGUUCGUGGAACGCUAGGGAAAGCCCAGAGCAAAAUCACUGCCGUCAAGGAACCGACAAGGCAAGCACAGGUAUAGACAAAGUAGAUUCGAUUUAUGUAACCAGUAGAGGUCACGAGGUUCGGCGGCACAAACAAUGACCGGCCGCGAUGAAAACGCCCAAAUGCCAGCCCACCCAGAUAACUCC
Messenger RNA from Gaeumannomyces tritici R3-111a-1, 1679 nucleotides. RefSeq lists its product as hypothetical. The record is from RefSeq and is a predicted model, not a curated record. Lineage: Eukaryota; Fungi; Ascomycota; Sordariomycetes; Magnaporthales; Magnaporthaceae. The transcript has a single exon. The coding region runs from base 174 to 941 and encodes 255 amino acids.